AUGCAACGAUUGCUAUCAAUGAAAGAGAAAUUAGAAGCACAACUCAAAAUGACACAAAUAGCUUAUCAAAAACAUCAACAAGCAUAUGUUCAAUCAAAGACUGAUAUCGAAAAAAUUAUGUCGAACUUUCAAAAUCUUAUCGAGACACAAAAACAACAACUGAUCAGUGAAAUAGAAAGUAAUAACACUAUCUAUGAACCAAUUAUUAAACAACAACAGGAAGAUAUCGAUGAACAGCUUAAAACUGUUUUAAUUAGAAUAUUAUUGACAACACAAAUGUGUAAUUCGACAAAUUUUCAUCAAAUUAUCAAAAUGAAAGGUGAUUUGAUUACUUACAAUGAAUUAAUCGAAGAACAAUAUGAUCAAUUAAUGGAAGGGUGUAUGAUCGAUAUCAAGCAUUUUAUUGCCUAUGAUAAUCUGUCACAAAUCAAAGAAUUACUAAAAAAAUUAGACAAUAUAUCAGUAGAGUCUUUUUUGAUCGAUAAAAGUCACAUUCAACCGUUGCUAAAACUCUCUGAUGUAUGUGAUGAUGACGAGUAUAUUAGAUUGGAUGGCACUCAUGCUUAUGGUUAUCGUUUUUAUUUAACAAUACCAAUGAAAUUUCAGGCCGUACGUGUAAAAUCGAAACUUGUUGAUAACGAUCUCAUUGUUUACAUUUUAAACUCGAAUGAUAUUUUAAUUCAAACAGAAAGAAUUUAUGUAAACAAUCGAAAUUCCGAAAUAUUCAAAUGGUUUGCUAUCCCAAUUACUUGUGAGAUUGAAAAUAAUUAUUCUAUUUUGAUUUGGGCAAAUUCUAAUGGACAAGAAACACCGUUGAUCGCCUGUAACUUUGAACAUCACAAUGUACGCCGAAUUAAUCAGAAUGUAUCUGUUCGUAAUGAACAUGCUCUCAUUGAUACAUCGCUGAAUGUUGAAAUCGGUAUGAAGCUUAAUGUGAUGUAUGAUGAUACACUUUCAAACAAUGAUCCUGAUCUUGCUGAAGCAGUACCAUGUAUUAACAUGAUUUUAGAUAUAUAG
Molecule: messenger RNA, 1017 nt
Organism: Rotaria sp. Silwood2
Lineage: Eukaryota; Metazoa; Rotifera; Eurotatoria; Philodinida; Philodinidae
Source: the annotation of a GenBank genome assembly